AUGCCUGACUCUUUGAAGAUUGCUGUUGUUCAACCGCUAUUAAAAAAGUACAAUCUUUCCUAUGAAGAAUUCUGCAGUUUUCGUCCAAUAUCAAAUCUGAAAUUUGUCUCGAAAUCUAUUGAGAAAGCAGUUGCUGUACAAUUAACUGAUUAUCUUACUGAAAAUCAUCUACAUGAGAAAUUCCAGUCUGCUUAUAAACCUUGUCAUAGUACUGAAACAGCGCUAUUGAGGGUUCAAAAUGAUAUCCUUCAAGCUCUAGAUAACGGUGAUUCUGUUAUUCUUGUCCUACUGGAUCUGCGGCUUUUGACACCGUGGAUCAUUUAA
This is a messenger RNA of Paramuricea clavata, 324 nucleotides long. The record is from the annotation of a GenBank genome assembly. Lineage: Eukaryota; Metazoa; Cnidaria; Anthozoa; Malacalcyonacea; Plexauridae.